GGGCAAUGGAAUAAUUGAACCCCGAGAGUACUUCUGGAUAGCCGCAGUAUUACUCACUUCCUCAGCUUCCUUCCCCUCGAAUCCCUCCUCAAGGAUCCUUCGUGCCUGUGGCUUCACACGCCCGCGGGAAAGGCUCAGGAGCUUUUCAGCGAGCUCGGUCCGUGCCCACUGAGAGCACAAGGCGUAGCUUUCUCCAUGGCGACGAGCGAUUCGGAGGAGAAACAGCUUCUGCAGUCCAGAGAGGCGACAGUCUCAGCGGCCGAAGAUUCAUCAUGCAAUUGGGCAGUGAUUCUGGGAACGCUUCUGGCAAUAGGUGCGCUGGUGAGUUUGUUUGUGGUGAUCUUCAGUGCAUUUGUGACCCUUUGGUUGUGGCCAAUCUUGGGGGUUCUUCUCCUCGUUGGUCAUGGCCUACUUCUUUUUGCCGUUGCUGGCUCACAAACAACACUCGCAACGCCGGCAAAGCUCUCUGCCGCAGCGCUCUGCCUUGAAGUCUUGUGCUAUGUCUUCUUGGUGCCGACCUACCUCUUUCGUUCCUUCAUUGUACCCUGGUGGUGGUGGAAUGCUUCAGUGAUCCUGUUCGUACUGCCAGCAUUGAUCUUGCUAUGGGUGACCAUUCGCCAGUCCCUGUGUGGCACAACCGUGGAGAAGUGCUCGGCAGGGGGUCUCGUUGUGAUCUCCCUGGUCAUCCUUCUAGUUGGAGCGCUGCUUCUUGUUGCAGGGAACUUCUCUCCUACCCGGCUCUUGAUGACACUGCCCUCAUCGCGAUUGGUGGAAGAGAUCCAAACAAUUCGUGAUUAUGUGCAAAUGUCCAGUGCUAAAUUGGAUGCGACGGUGGGAUAUGAGAUUUGUGACAUGGCCACCUCCGAGUGUAGCAUGAAGAAGUUCGUCGGUUGGACUGUGGAACUGUCAGGUGGAGCUACUGCUUGCCUAGAUGGAGACUUUGCAUUCGUAGUCUAUCCUGGUGAUCCUGGCAGACUCCUUUUCCAUUUGCAUGGUGGAGGCGCUUGCUGGAACUGGAUGACCUUCCUCCUGGGCAAGUGCACCAAGCAGGCCACCACGAGGCCGACGGGCAUCUUGAACGUGACCAACCCAAAUAACCCCUUCUACAACUGGACCUUGGUUGAUGUGCCGUACUGCUCAGGGGACGUGUUUAGCGGUGCGACGGAGAACUUCUGGAUCAUGCCACAGCAAACGGCCAGUGCUUGGAAGUCUCAGGCAGGAUACGCCAACGUGAACGCGAUUCUGGACUGGGUCAAGGUCCAGUUUGCUGGAGCUGUGCCAGCCUUGAGGACUCUUUCCAAGUUCGUGGUGGCAGGUGAGUCCGCCGGCAGUUUGGGAGUUCAGCUUUGGGCCACUAACCUUCUACGUCGGCUGGAGAGCCACUAUGAGCCUGAGAACACCAUCCUGAUUGGGGAUUCUUUUGUGGGGACCACCCCAGGAGACAUGGAUCUACUUCAACGUCAGGUGAUGGAGUUUUGGGGCGUUUGCCAGUCUGGUGUGGUUCCUGAGGAACUGGAGCCAAAGUGUACACCAGACCGCCUGGUCAUGACAGACUUCCCAGAGACCACCAUGCAGCUGUUCCCCUCAGUCCGCUACAUGAUGAUCAGCAGCAAAUUCGAUCAGGUUCAAAUGGCAUUCGGCGAUCUUGUGAUUCAUUAUGACUACCUAUGGACUGUGCUUUGGAAAGGCCGUGAUAGCAUACCGCAUUUUACCACGAAAACUUUCUACGAGCAACUCAGUGGGUACUUACUGGUAUACUCGGCCUACAAGCAGUUCUCCGCAUACCUCGUGGGUGCCAAACAGCAUACCUACACAAUCUGGCCUCUCUUCUUCAUUCGGAGCACUACUCCUGCUGGGCCAUCUGAUGAUUGUAGCAGCCCAGAUGUGGGGGAGCGUUUGCUCGAUUGGCUCAGCCCGUAUAGUGAGGAGAAGGCACCAUACCAAUGCUACAACACUGAAGAGGACGCCCCAAAUUGGACUGCACAUUACUGCGAUUACCAGUUGCCAUGGCAAGUUGGAAGAUGCGAACCCAGCAACUAGUGAGCGCGGAGUGCAGGUGCUCAUGAGCUGCAAUUGCUCAAGUUCGAGCCAGCGCAGCCGCAGCCUGAUGCAGCACGUUGGUACAGGAAUGUUCCGGAUCGAGGCCGGAGGAAUUCGUGCAGCUAGCUAGACGGAAGCACUGCAAGAUACACUGGGAGCAAUUUAUAGAUUGCAGAUAGGAUCAGCAAUCAAUCGGGC
Durusdinium trenchii is the source of this 2238-nucleotide messenger RNA. NCBI's taxonomy places the organism in Eukaryota, Dinophyceae, Suessiales, Symbiodiniaceae. The record is from the annotation of a GenBank genome assembly.